This is a messenger RNA of Ostreobium quekettii, 690 nucleotides long. NCBI's taxonomy places the organism in Eukaryota, Viridiplantae, Chlorophyta, Ulvophyceae, Bryopsidales, Ostreobiaceae. The record is from the annotation of a GenBank genome assembly.
AUGGACGGCCACGCGAGCGCCUCCUCCAGGGGCGUGGCCCAGGAGGAGGAGUGGGGGCGGGGUCAGGGGCGCUGGGACGCCAACGGGGGGCACCAGACGUCCCCGGAGGGCGCUGGACGGCCAGAGAGGCCAGGCACGAAAUGGCCGAUUAGGGAUCCCUUGGUCUGGAUUGACUUGGAAAUGUCAGGGCUGGACUUGCAGAACGACACCAUCCUUGAAAUCGCAUGUAUAUUGACCGAUGGGUCUUUGUAUCGGCAGAUAGAGGGCCCCUGCAUCGCCAUCCACCACCCAGACAACGUGCUUGACGGCAUGAACGAGUGGUGCACCAAGAACCACGGCGCCAGCGGCCUCACCCAGCGCUGCAGGUCCAGCCGCGUCUCCCUCGAGGCCGCCGAGCGCCAGGUCCUGGACUUCAUCAAACAGUACAUAUCGCCAGGCGUGGGCCUGCUGGCGGGGAACUCCGUCCACGUGGACAAGAUGUUCCUAAAGCGGUACAUGCCCCUCCUGGAUGACUACAUGAACCACCGGAUCCUUGACGUGUCCACGCUGAUGGAGCUGUGCCGCCGGUGGUACAAGGAGGAGUACAGGCGAUGUCCGCGGAAGAAGAACAGGCACACGGCGCAGUCGGACAUCGAGGAGAGCAUAGAGGAGCUGAAGUACUACAGGUCGGCGAUCUUCAAGAGGACGUGA